This is a messenger RNA of Arachis ipaensis, 375 nucleotides long. RefSeq names its product floral homeotic protein AGAMOUS-like. Lineage: Eukaryota; Viridiplantae; Streptophyta; Magnoliopsida; Fabales; Fabaceae. Gene Ontology annotation, molecular function: DNA binding; protein dimerization activity. The record is from RefSeq and is a predicted model, not a curated record.
AUGGAGAAUGGUGGUGAAAUGAUCAAGAAAAUUAAAGGAAGACAAAAGAGAGAUAUAAAGAGGAUUGAGAAUAAGAAAAAUUGUCAAAUCGCUUUUACAAAGAGAAAAGAUGGCUUACUGAAAAAGGCAAAUGAAAUAAAAUAUUUAUGUGAUGCUGGUGUUGAUUUGAUCAUAUAUUCUUCAAGUGGAAAAGCCUAUUGCUAUGGCGAUUCUUCGUUAAAGACAAUAAAAAUGGCUCUCUCAAACGAACAACAACCUCAAGAUAGUAAUCAGUUCCUUGGUUACAUCAUGGAGGAAAUGUCUAGGAUGGACAUGCAGAAUCUUGUUAAAAAGAACAAUUCACUUGUGAAUCGAUUAAAUGCUGAGAAAGAAUGA